This is a messenger RNA of Penicillium mononematosum, 228 nucleotides long. RefSeq lists its product as uncharacterized. The record is from RefSeq and is a predicted model, not a curated record. NCBI's taxonomy places the organism in Eukaryota, Fungi, Ascomycota, Eurotiomycetes, Eurotiales, Aspergillaceae. The transcript has a single exon. Bases 1 to 228 code for a protein of 75 amino acids.
AUGUAUAAUGUCGGUUGUAUAAUCUCCCAAGACGGCCCUAAGAUGUAUAUCACAGUGACCAGUUUUGACAACACCUACCUCCAGUGGCUACGACGCAAGCGAGCCAUUGGCCUGCCGGCCGGCAGCUCUCUCACCAUGGCCCGUUAUGGGCCAUGGUCGAUACAGCACGAACGGGACGUCGCCGAAUUUGCGGCCAUUGUCCUUGCGAUUAUGGCAUCGGAGAAGUGA